This is a messenger RNA of Passer montanus (Eurasian tree sparrow), 2853 nucleotides long. RefSeq names its product SURP and G-patch domain containing 1 (gene SUGP1). The transcript is spliced from 14 exons. The record is from RefSeq and is a predicted model, not a curated record. The coding region runs from base 71 to 2242 and encodes 723 amino acids. Gene Ontology annotation, molecular function: RNA binding. Gene Ontology annotation, cellular component: nucleoplasm. Gene Ontology annotation, biological process: RNA processing. NCBI's taxonomy places the organism in Eukaryota, Metazoa, Chordata, Aves, Passeriformes, Passeridae.
GGCGCUUGCAAAGCCGCGGCCCCCGGCGCGGCGCGCCCGGCGCGGGGCAUGCUGGGACGGGGGCUCCAAAAUGGACAACCACAGGGAUGCGCCAGGGAAGGCGAGCCGGUGGUUCGGCGUGCCCCAGUCCAAGUCAGCCAAAAGCAGCGUGAACAUCCUGCAGCAGGAGGAGCUGAUCGCCCAGAAAAAACGGGAAAUCGAGGCCCGGCUGGAGCAGCAGGCGCGGCAGAACUCCCUCAGCAUCCCGCAGCUCCCGCUGCUCGGAGACGACGAUGGCUCCGAGAGCGAGGCCUCCGUGUCCAACAAGUUUGUGAACGAUGGGAGCUUCCUGCAGCAAUUCCUGAAGCUCCAGAGGGAAAAAUCCAAUGCUGAAAGCGCCCCAAACGCCCCCAGCACGCCCGGGAGCGCCCCGCAGCCCGUGAAGAAGCCGGCGCUGCUGGGCAAGCGGCCGGGGCAGGCCCUGAGCCGCAUGCUGCAGGCCCGCAGCCUCUCCCAGCCCAAGGCCAGCCCCGUGCUCAGCCGCCUCAGCGUCUUCCAGGGCCCCGACGAGGACGACGAGGAGGAUUACGAGCAGUGGCUGGAGAUCAAAGUUUUGCCCCCAGAGGACUCGGAGACGCGGCAGGUGGUGGAAAAGCUGGCCAGGUUCGUGGCUGAGGGCGGCCCCGAGCUCGAGAAGGUCGCCAUGGAGGACUACAAGGACAAUCCUGCUUUUUCGUUUUUGCAUGAUAAGAACAGCAGAGAAUUCCUGUACUACAGGAAGAAAGUGGCAGAAAUAAGGAAAGAAAAUCAAAAUUCCCAGGCAGCCUCUUCCCAAAAAGUUUCCCCCCCAGCCGACCAGGAGACGCGGAACUCGGCGGAGAAGCUGGCGCAGUUCGUGGCUGCAGGGGGGCCCGAGGUGGAGGCCAUUGCCCUGCAGAACAACAGGGAGAACCCUGCCUUCAGGUUCCUGUACGAGCCCCACAGCAAAGGGCACCGCUACUACCGCCAGAAGCUGGAGGAGUUCCGCAGGGCCCGGGCUGCCCCCGGGGGCUCCCCUUUUCCCGGGAAUUCCCCUUUUCCAGGGGGCUCCCCUUUUCCAGGGGGCUCCCCUUUUCCCGGAGAAUCCGGCCUCAAAAGGAAGAGCAGUCCCGAGGCUUCUCCCUCCCCUCUGUGCUUCCCCCCUCUCCCCGUUCCCUCCCCUCUUCCUCUCCCCAUUCCCAUCCCGCCGCCUCUGGCUCUCCCCGUUCCCUCUCCCAUCGUUCCCGCUGCUCUUCCCAUUCCUUCGGCCUCUCCUGCCCCAUCCUCAUCCUCCACCUCCCCUCCGGAUCAGCCGGCCCCAAAUCCAGCCGUGACCCCAAAUCCAGCCGUGACCCCAGAUCCAGCCGUGACUCCAAAUCCCGCUGCAGUCCCAAAUCCAGCCACGACCCCAAAUGCAUCCGUGACCCCGAAUCCCGCUCCGGGCAGCACCAAAAAGAAGAGGAAGAGCCGGUGGGGGCCAGAGGAGGAGAAGGUGGAAUUGCCCCUCCCGCAGCUGGUGCAGCAGCUGGAUUCUCCCUCUCCCCUCUCAGUUCAGGACCUGAAGGGUCUGGGAUACGAGAAGGGCAAACCCGUGGGGCUGGUGGGAGUCACGGAGCUCUCGGAGGCCCAGAAGAAGCAGCUGAAGGAGCAGCAGGAGAUGCAGCAGAUGUACGACAUGAUCAUGAAGCACAAGCAGGCGAUGCAGGAGAUGCAGCUGCUGUGGGAGCGGGCGCUGCAGCAGCACCAGCACGGCUACGACAGCGACGAGGAGGUGGACAGCGAGCUGGGCACCUGGGAGCACCGCCUGCGCCGCAUGGAGAUGGACAAGACCCGGGAGUGGGCGGAGCAGCUGACCCAGAUGGGCCGAGGGAAACAUUUCAUCGGGGAUUUCCUCCCCCCGGACGAGCUGGAAAAGUUCAUGGAGACCUUCAAGGCACUCAAGGAGGGCCGGGAGCCGGAUUACUCCGAGUACAAGGAAUUCAAGCUGACGGUGGAAAACAUCGGAUACCAAAUGCUGAUGAAAAUGGGAUGGAAGGAAGGAGAGGGAUUGGGAUCCGAUGGGCAGGGAAUUAAAAACCCUGUCAGCAAAGGCACCACGACCAUGGACGGGGCGGGAUUCGGGAUCGAGCGCCCGGCGGAGCUGACCAAGGAGGACGACGAGUACGAGGCCUUCCGCAAGCGCAUGAUGCUGGCCUACCGCUUCCGGCCCAACCCGCUGAACAACCCACGGCGACCUUACUACUGAGGAGGGCUUUGCCCAUCAAAUUUCCUGGGAAUUCUUAUCCCAAGCUUCAUUAUCCAUCUCUUUUCUCCCGAUUUUUCUGGCUUUUUUUGGAAUCACAGCUCCUCCUUCCCCCAUGGAAAAGCUUUCCCAGCUUUUUCUGGGGACACGGGGAGGGUUUGGAGCAGCCCCAAAAAUCCCCCGGGGACUCCAAUUCCAAGGAGUUUGGGAUUUUUGGGAAUGGCAGAUCUUGUGCUGCUCCAGGAGGGCGGGAUUUUAUUCCUUGAUUUUAUUCCUUGAUUUUAUCUUGGAAUCCCAAAUCCAAGAGAUUUUGGGGAAUUUGGGGAACCAGUGCCUCCAGUUUUGCCUCUGGAUGGGUGGAUCUGGCCUGGAUCCGUUGGGAAUUCCAGGAUUUGAUGGAUCCAGGGGGGAUUUAUUCCCUUCCCAGGGAUUUUGCCAACACCUCCUGUGCUUUGGGAUGAUGAAGACCCAAAAUUCCAAAGCCACACUUCAGAAAAAUCCAACAAAAUUCCAUCACCACGUUUUGGAAAAAUCCAGUUGGAUUAAAAAAAAAAAACUCUGGAAAUACAAAUUUUAUUCAUGGAGUCUGUAAAUAAAAUCAAACUUGUUUGUUC